Melanotaenia boesemani (Boeseman's rainbowfish) is the source of this 1875-nucleotide messenger RNA. RefSeq names its product tumor protein p63 regulated 1 (gene tprg1). Bases 301 to 1125 code for a protein of 274 amino acids. Gene Ontology annotation, cellular component: cytoplasm. The transcript is spliced from 5 exons. The record is from RefSeq and is a predicted model, not a curated record. Lineage: Eukaryota; Metazoa; Chordata; Actinopteri; Atheriniformes; Melanotaeniidae.
CAAUGCUGCACUUUUGCUGCUGCCUCUCUAAACAAAUACAGGAGGACACGGAAGAAGGAAGUACACCUGCUGCUGCCGUCCGUUCAUCCAGCUUCCAGCAUCCGCCUGCCUCGGUAAUCAGUGAUUAAGCUGGCUGGUUGUUUUCCGCAACUUCAGUUAAGUUUCGAUGCAGAGGAAGUCAGAUAGUCUCGACAGGGAAACUUUCACUUUUGGAGAAGAGCCGUAAAGAAAGUUCAGAAUCAGCCGUAAAAUCCUGCUGAUACCAGCCAGGUCAACUCGGAGUAGUUCUGAAGCCUGAACAUGGCAGACAACGAGGAAGCAGCGCAAACUGAGGUCCAGCUCACAACCUCAUCCAGCGGACCAGCGGACACUCAGCCAGCUGCUGGCCGCAAGGGAGAUGCGGAGGAACCGCAGACGGAUCAAGGAGCGGCCCAAUCCCAGCGCGGUGACCCCGGCGUGGACUCAUGUGUGUCGCAGUUCAAAACCAGGAAGUUCUUCGUGUUGCGGCCUGGCACUCUGGAUGAGGCCAUCAAAGAUGUCAAAGCUCUGGUGAAUCAAGAGGAAGAUGGCAACGUUCAAAGCAUCUGGCUGAUGGCAGAGGUGGAUCACUGGAACAAUGAAAAGGAACGUAUGUCUGUCAUCACAGACAACUCUCUGCUGGUCUUCAAGUACGACUUCAUGAUGCUGAACGUUGAGCAGAUCCAGAGGAUCCCGCUGAACUUCGUGGACCGCAUCUGUCAAGGGACCUUCACUUUCCCAAAGCACUCCCUACUUCAGAGAGAAGGAGAAGGGAUGCGUGUCUUCUGGGACCGUCUGAGAGAACCCUCCUUUAUCUCCAGAUGGAACCCCUUCACCACCGACUUCCCCUUCAUCACCUUCACGCACCACCCUGUCAGGAACAUCAGCGACACGUUUGCUGCUCUCUGUGAUAUCGACAAGUUUUGUGAGCAGCUCAGGGAGGCAGCUCAGAAAGCCCACGCCAUGAAACCAGUUCCUGGAAAAGCCAACGGUGUUAUGCUCCUUAAGCAAUCCAUCCAAAUCGAGGCUUACGUGGGCGCUAUGUCUUUCCUCGGAAACCAGAACAAACUGGGCUACUGCAUGGCUCGAGGAAACAUUGGCUUUUAAACUAACACUUGUGCUGUUGUUCAGUUUGUUUGCACUUAUUUGGAAGUCUUUAAUUCUGUUCAGAUUUGUUUACAGUGAUUUAAUAAACGUUCCACAAAGACUGGACACAGAUGUAUUCCUUUUUUUCUUCCUGUGUGAGGUUUAAACAUCUGUCUGAUAGCUCUCACUGCUCAUUACCAGUGUGUGGUGUCUGAGUCCUCAGAAAUAUCCACAUUUCAACACUGCUCUUCACUGGAUGACAGAUCCCCCGCUGCUUCCAAGGAGCUUUAUAUUUGCAGUGAUAUGGUAAUUCAACUCUUUCGCAACGAGAUUCCUUUCUUACUCCCCCGGUAUCUCUGUUAAAAGCUCAUUCCCAUGCCAUUUAGCCCCUUAGAAAUUCACUGGAGCAUAGGGGCACAUUUGUCAGCUUAGUUUUAUCAUUCAGUGUAUUUUUACAGUGCAAACAGUGGUGGAAUUUCCCCUUGAUUUAUUUACAUACUGCAUGGAGCUCUCAUGAGGCUAGAAUAGACAUAAAAAUAUAUGAUUUUAUUCUUUGAGUUUUCCUUUUUUCCAUUUACAAUUCAUUAAUAUCUCAACUUACUAGAGGUGUGUUUAAUUCUGCUGAAUUAGCUGUUAUCUGAGGUUUCUGCCGGUAGCAGCAGGUUUAGCUUUUCUAUAUAGGAAAUAUUCACUGAGUACAUACAUUAGAGGAGAAACUUCUUGCAGUGCAACUAAAACGUGAUAUAUUACACUGUCUUUGAUUUAUUAACA